UAUGCAGCUGGUUGAACUUUGGCGCUUGAAUGUUUUUCACAUUUCAUACAGAUUCUUUCUACGCGUGGAAAUUAACUGGAAAGAUAAAUAAUUUGUGAUUUUUACAUGCAUAAGACUGUUACAUUAUGUCUAAACAAGAUGCCGGAGAAAAUCGCUAUGCAUCAGAUCCAACGGUUUCCACGGUGCCGAACGACGGCAGACCGAAGGCGAAGACAGACCCAGCAAAGGGCUCACAGGAAACCACACCUCUUGCGAAGCUGGUACGUGAGGAAAAGCUCCCGCAAUGCAUUCGUAUUACCAAAAACUUUCUUGUUUUAGGGAGCCAUAUCCGGUUUAAGAAAGGGGAUGUUUUGAUGCUUCACUUUGUGUAUACAAAACAGGUGAUACACGCAACGGAUUCCAAGAAAGGAAAAGUUCUGCGACUGCCUUUACACAACAAGCAGGAAUUCGAAAUACUACCUUUGGAUCCUUUAUUGGACGACAAGGUAUAUGAUGGUACAGCAGCCCUCAUUAACGCCAAACCCUUGCCCGACAGAGUGCGUGUUGUCGACGCUCAUUGUUCAACACACCUGGAAGAACAGCAGUGCAGUGAUGACGUCGUCCAGAUCGAAAAAAUCGAAGUCGACAAAAGAUUUGGCAAGGUUCUUGUUGGAAAGCUGUUGGACCCGGUAUCAGAGCAUGUCAUCGGUCCCUGUCGAUUUUCACAAGAAAUGACAUUUUCGUCAUAUACUACUAUGGUCGAAUCAGAAUUUCAACGGCUAACACAACUGAAAACUCGCAGGUUUCCUCUGCGUGUCCGGAUUCCAGACACGAGUCUUGGACAGAGAAACAGGAAGGUCGAACAAGUCCUGCGACUUCUCGAUUCCUCCGACGAGGAAUGUGUCCUAGCAACAAGGAGCGGGGACAGCCUUAUCUACUGCUUACCCCUGUCCGCACCCUUCUCCCUAGAGAGAGCACCUUUGCCCGUCGAAGAGCAGAUACCAGCUUUCGUAUCGCCUCUAUACGCCAACAUUAACAGGACAUGGAAUGUAGUCGACCCACUCCAAGCAGGGAUGUCUUAUCUUCUGGAAGAAAUACCCCAACCUAUAGAAGAAGUGCUGGAACACUGGCUUGCAAGUUGGGAAGGGAAACACAGGAUUAAAUUUUUAGAUCGAAAAAAGGAUAAAGAGAUCAAGCGACUGGAGUCGGCAGUUGAGUCCUACAAACGACAAGUGUGCCAAAAGGGCUCAAUGGAAACUCCUCCAUCUCGACCGCCUCGACCAGCUCGACGAAGUAGCGAGACAUUGACACCAAGUAUUCCAGACAGGCCGCCAAAGUCAAUCGACGUCCGGAAACGACUGUCCGAGCCGACAUUUGAUCAGCAAACUAACCAAUAUGCUGAUGACAACGGCAAUAGUUCUAGUGACGAGAUAUACAGCGAAGUCAUCUCAGAGGACAAAGCUUUAAACAGCUGGACGGAUGAAAAGAAAACUAAGUAUGGCGAGCUCUUAAAAAAAUACAAUGACAUCAAAGAGGAAAACCUAAAAUUGAAAAAUGAGAAGAAAAGACUGCAUGAAAGAGUCCAGUGCCUCGAAGAAAUUGUUGACGAAGGCGAAGAAUAUUCCAUGAUCGUCAAUCGGUCGGAAAUCCCAGCAAAACCCGAUAGUUACGCCAAAAUUAAGGCAACAAAACAAGUUCAGACCGAACUCGAAGUGUCCAACCAAGAGAAGGAGGUAGUCCCUGUCCCUCACGCUAAAUCCAACUCCUCUCCACAGCCUGUUAAAGAAAAGAAGCCCCCUGUGCCAAUUCGUACAGAUUCGCGUAAUUACAUCCAAUCAGCCAACCUUCCUGUGCCUUCGCCCAGAGUUUCACUGGACGACGCGGGCAAACCUGCUCGUGUCGACAGCGGCAUCAUCAUGUCCGAUUCUCAAGGUAGCGAAGAUGAGAAGGCCGCACCAAAAACAACAACAACCCCGAAACCGCCAGCUCGUGUGUCGAAAUUACCAUCGCAACCGCCGUCGGACCCCAUCUCUCCAACACUAGCUGCCAAACCAAACCUAGAUGUGGGCCAUUUACCGCCGAUGGGGUUGCCUUUCGCUGUCCACAGUGGUCUCACGAAAGAAGAAGUAGUGUCCUUCUUGGAAGCGCGUAAACUUGGAAAGUAUUCCGAAUCCUUCCUUCAAAAUGACAUCGAUGGAGAGCUUCUUAUGGCAUUAGAUGAAGAGAUAAUGAUCGAUGAGUUAGGUCUGACGAAACUCGAUGCUCGCAAACUCAGCCUCGUGUUGAAGAAGCAUAAGGGUUCUGAUUCAGUUUUCUUAGAAAGUUAAACCUGCAAUGAAAUAUA
Molecule: messenger RNA, 2323 nt
Organism: Lytechinus variegatus (green sea urchin)
Lineage: Eukaryota; Metazoa; Echinodermata; Echinoidea; Temnopleuroida; Toxopneustidae
Exons: 8
Coding region: 126-2306 (726 amino acids)
Molecular function (GO): protein binding
Source: RefSeq, a predicted model, not a curated record